CCAUUUCUUCCAAUUGAUUAUCACUCAAAACAAUCGAAAAAUUCGUAUAGAUUCUGUAUUUGAUUCUCAAUUUCUUCAAGUUCCCACACAAAGCCGUAGUGUUUCGAUUUCAAAUUUGUAUUAUGGCUACUGAAGAACGAGUUCUCCCCAUGGUGGUCGUGGCUGAACCUGUCGCCGACAAAAAACCUGGCAAAGAAAACCCUCCGGCUGAAACGACCACGUCUAAGAAAAACACCACCAAAAAGGAAUCCAAGCCUAAAAAAGCUGCUGCUGCCCUUCGAAAACGAAAUCCUCCUUAUCUUGAGAUGAUUGAAGAUGCGAUCGUGACGUUGAAGGAUAGGACUGGAUCUAGUCAGUACGCAAUUACAAAGUUCAUUGAGGAGAAGCAGAAGAAUCUUCCAGCGAAUUUCAAGAGGCUUUUACUGGUUCAAUUGAAGAAGUUUGUGGCUUCUGGAAGGCUGGUCAAACUGAAGGCUUCGUACAAGCUUCCCCCAUCUCGUUCAUCGGCUCCGAAGCCAGCCUCUUCUGCACCGGUUAAGAAAAAGACUGUUCCAGUUGCCAAGCCGAAAGCCUCUGCUGUGAAAACCACUACGGGAAAGAAGCCUGCCCCUUCAAAAGCCAAGCCAAAGCCGAAGGCGGUUGCUGCCAAGCCCAAGCCAAGUGCUAAUGCUAAGCCAGCUACAAAGCUUAAAGCUGUUGCAGCGCCUAAGGCAAAGGCAACUGCCAAGAGAAAGGCAGUAGCGAAGACAAAGUCUGAAAAGAAGCCACCGGCUAAGGUACAAAGGACCUCAACUAGAACAACUCCUGGGAAGAAGGUAGCAGCGCCAGCAGCAGCUAAGAGGGCCUCGGCUAGGAGCGUGAAGCCGAAGGGCUUUAAGUCUUCCGUAAAGAAAGUAGCUAUGAAGGGAAGGAAGUGAGAGGGAUAGUAUUGAAAAUAACUAUGGUUUGUAGGGAUAACUCUGUAAAUUCGACUGGUCCUUUUCCAUUGUGCAUAACUGUUUUUUAUGCCAACAGUACUUUACAUAAUCCACUGUUUUUCUAAUUUCCUCAUUUA
Messenger RNA from Olea europaea var. sylvestris, 1054 nucleotides. RefSeq names its product histone H1-like. Gene Ontology annotation, molecular function: double-stranded DNA binding; nucleosomal DNA binding. The record is from RefSeq and is a predicted model, not a curated record. Lineage: Eukaryota; Viridiplantae; Streptophyta; Magnoliopsida; Lamiales; Oleaceae. Bases 123 to 917 code for a protein of 264 amino acids. The transcript is spliced from 2 exons. Gene Ontology annotation, biological process: nucleosome assembly; chromosome condensation; negative regulation of DNA recombination. Gene Ontology annotation, cellular component: nucleus; nucleosome.